Linepithema humile (Argentine ant) is the source of this 4076-nucleotide messenger RNA. Its product is annotated as MFS-type transporter SLC18B1-like. NCBI's taxonomy places the organism in Eukaryota, Metazoa, Arthropoda, Insecta, Hymenoptera, Formicidae. The record is from RefSeq and is a predicted model, not a curated record. Gene Ontology annotation, biological process: transmembrane transport. Gene Ontology annotation, molecular function: transmembrane transporter activity.
CGUGGUAGGACAUAUCAUUCGACCUCCGACCCUGUUCUCCAUUCUUUCCAAAUCCUUAAAAGUGACCGGCGUCACGUAGUGCAAACAACGACACUCAGCCACGCACAUCGUAAAUCCGUGCGCGCGUCACAGGCGCGAGACGAGGCAAGAAACAACACACUGUGUAUAUUCCAAUCAAGUGUGUAUUAUUUACUGUAAGAGUGACAAACAGUCAGUCAGUCGGUCGAUUCGUGCUCGUUCCCGAUGUCGUAAAGCGCAAUCAAAGUGUGCAAGACGGAAUGGCGAUCGCUCAUUUCACCAAGAGGCAAUGGCUCACCCUCAUCGUCAUCAGUAUUGCCGAUUUCGCGAAUGCCAUCUGCGUCUCGCUACAAGCGCCGUUCUACCCGCAAGAGGCCGAGAAGAAAGGCGCGUCACCCUCAGAGUAUGGAUUGGUUUUCGGGAUUUUCGAGUUGGUGGUUUUCAUGAUUAGCCCGUUCUACGGACAACGCCUCAAUCAAAUCGGUCCAAAACUCCUAUUCAAUGGCGGUAUCCUAACUACAGGAGCCUGCGCCAUAUUAUUCGGUCUGUUAGACAAAGUCGAUGGUCAUUAUCCCUUCAUAAUCUUAUCUUUCGUAAUCAGAAUUGUAGAGGCAUUAGGGAAUGCUGCAUUUUUGACAGCUAGCUUCGCUAUUAUUGCCAAAGAAUUUCCCAACAAUGUCGCCACGACAUUCGCUAGCUUGGAAACCUUUUUCGGCUUGGGCUUAAUCGUAGGUCCCACCGUGGGAGGUGCACUCUAUCAAGUUGGUGGAUACACCACUCCAUUCGCAGUUCUUGGCUCAGCAUUGUUCUUGGCAGCCGUCAGCACUGCGUUCAUUCUACCUGUGCACAAUGAAAGCGAACAAGAUGCACACAAUAACGGAGGAGUGACAAAAGUCUUAAAGAUUCCAGGCGUGAUGAUCGCCUCGACGUCGAUAGUCGCAGCAAGUAUGAGUAUCGGAUUCUUGCAAGCAACCCUGGAGCCGCAUCUGAGACAAUUUAACUUGAGUCCUGUUGUGUUAGGACUAAUGUUCGUCAUUAACGGUGGCACGUACGCGAUAACGGCGCCAGCAUGGGGCUGGCUUUGUGACAAAUAUUGGCAUCCAAAAGUAGCAACUAUCGCUGGAAGUUUUCUCGUGAUGAUCGGUUUCUGUUUGAUCGGCCCGGCACCGUUCAUUCCGUCGCCUACCAUAAUCUGGUUGACCAUCAGCGGUCUCGUAAUCCAUGGCUUAGGCAUGGCUGCCCAACUGGUUGCGAGUUUCACAGACGCUUUGCGAUCAUCCAUAGAGUACGGAUUCCCGAACAGUCUUGAAACUUAUGGUCUCAUCAGCGGAUUAUGGACAAGUACUUUCGCUCUCGGAGCUUUUAUCGGUCCCAGCCUCGCUGGUAUUUUGUUGGACAACAUUGGUUUCAGAAACGCUUCUAUGUUUAUCGUGUUACUUCAUACGCUGGUGGGCGUGAUAGCCGCGGUAUUCCUGAGUAGCUGCUCUCACGCGCCCAAACCGUACACCGACGUCGGCGCGGUCGAGAAUAUCAGGGCACCGCUGAUGAAUAGUGACCGGUCGGCCCGCAGUGGCAGUUCGCAUCAGACCGUACGGGGCCAGGGUGUACCGAUCGAUCGACCCAACGCCAUGAAUUCGCUCAUCGCGUGCAACAGUUACUCGAACCGAGCCGGAGCCUGGUCCAGAGUAUCGUACAGCGGCCGUUACUCGCACAGCUACGGAUCCAUAGAGAACAAACGAUACUUGGAACUCACCACGUGAUAUCGAUCGACUUCACGCCAGCAAGACGGACAAUAAUACAGCGCAAGAUUUCGCUUCUCCAUUUACUCUGGUUAUCAUCGAGACUUUUUAAUUUCCGCAAUAAAUAGCUCGACUGGAAAUAAUUUUAUAUAUAUACAUAUAUAUGUAUAUAAAAUUCUUCAUAUUUUUUUGAUAGCAUAACUGGCACUAUUCAAAAUUCUUAUUGUAAAUAAUAAAUAGGAUCAAGAUUAUGGAGAUAGUCAACGGAAUGAAAAAAAAUUUUCCUCCAGUUUAAUCUGGAUUUAAUUCUCUUAUUAAUAAAUGCGCGAGUUUCAAUUUCUACUAUCUGCGUAAUCUUAACUUUUUAAUCGUGAAAUAGGUUUUAUAGAAACCACAAAAGUAAACAACAAGAACAAAUAAAAAUUACAAAAAUUACUAGUUAAUAACAUAAUUGCAAAAUAUUUUUAAUUUAGAUUAAUAUAUAAAUUUAUGUAUAAAUUUCUAUUAUAUUUAAAAGAUCGAAGAUUGAAUAUAUAUAAAGUCACGCUGGAAUUAAAAUAACCAAUCUCGCGAAAAAAGAAAAGCGAAGGAAACAGACACACACGUACACACACACAUACACACGCAUUGGUGCAUAAAACGUUUCAAGCAGUAUUCAUAUAGUGCAUUAUCGCUUUAUCACGGUUUAUUUAGCGGACUCAAGCUGCACCGUUCUCUUUUUGUUAAAUGUCUGAUUUGACUUCGAUCCUCCCGCUACUUCGUGAGGCCACUAUUACUACUAAUAAUAGCGUUCGUUGAGAAAUCGAGUCAUAUCACUUAGCUGGUGUAUUGUAAGCAACGAUUGUAACACUAUCAUGUACACGCGCACAUUGCAACGUUAUCAGGUUUAACUCUUGGAUGCAUAAAAGGGGUUUUUGAAAUCAUCAUAAUUGAGAUAAUAUUUAUUUAUUCUUAAUAGCUUCAAUUUUUUUCUCCUAAAUAAAUUCAAGGAAAUAUUAAGACUAUCCUCAGAGUAUUCAACUUAAAUUUGUCGAUAUUGUUUUUCUGCUUUUCUGUUCUUGCUUUUGCAAACCUGUAUUUCUGAAUCGUGCAUCCAAGAUUAUUAGCGAUAUUUUUUAGCGGUACACUAUUAUCAUUUGCUCAUACUCUAUUCGCAACGCAAAUCUUGCCGACAUGUUUGACAAUCGUCAAAUGUAGUUUUUCAGUGCUCGUAUCACGAAUAAAUCGCGUAAUACUUAAUAAAAAGUGUUAAUUUUGUAAUAAUGUACGUAAGAGCGUUGUUAUUUCGUUAUAAAAUUGUUAUAAAAUUAUUAUGAUAUAAAGUGCUAUCAAUAUUGAAUAUGUAAUAGAAAAUAUUGAGAAAGCCAGGAAACGUGAUUGGUCCAUGUUUAAUAAAUGGUGUUUGAAUCUCGAAUUAUAUACAAUUAUGCCAUUGCAAAUACAGGUUUAUUUCAAUGGAAGAGGUAAUUAAUGUUGUGAGUGUUAAUGAUACACCAUAAACAUGAUGUAUAGAGUGGACCACGGAACUGAACCGAACUCUAGCACUUGUUCUGUUGAAAAUAGAAAAAAAUGGUAGAGAAAAAAAGUUAAAUGGCAUAAUAAAAAAAUUUUUCUAAUAUGUAUUUUUUCUUUAUGAAUAGGUUCUGAAUUCUGAAUAAUGUCUGUAUAGAAGUAUUAAGGAAUUAUUAAUCAAAAAAUUAAUAUUUCACGAAAUUAAUAUUACUUAAAAAAUUAAUUUUUCACGUUUUUCACAAAUUAUACUUGUCAUUUUUGAGAUACAUGCUUUAUGAUGUGUAAACGUUCCAUUGUAUUUACGAUUAUGGAUUUUAAAUCUGAACACUUGAAAACGUAUAAAGCAGUAUCAAUUGAUCACAGUAAUUAUAAAGUAAUUAUAAAGAUAAAAUAUAUUCGCGUCCAUGGACUUACUUUAAAGAUACAUUGUACAUUAUAAGUGCUAGAAACGGCCAAGUUUCGUGGAUCACCCUGUAUAGCGUGUAAAUGUAGUGACUUCCGUUACGAUUAUUUUUUUCUGAUUAUUCUGAUUACCGACCGUUUAUAGAAUUGUUCACCAGACAAAAAACUAAAGAAGUAUCAGAUUGAAUAAUGAAAUUGUACAUAUAUAUGCACAAAUUUUUUUAGUUGUAAUUGAUAUAUUUGUUAUUUUAACAAUCAAUUGUUAAUCACACGCAUAAUCCUUGUAUGACGUUCUUUACCAUUCUUUAUAUUAAAUUAGAUAUCGUAACAUUUUUAAGAGCGUAAAGUACGAAUAUAUUGUAACCUGAUGAAUUCGCAAUAAAAAUAUUUUUAUUUAAAGCGCAA